AUGACGGCCAUGAGCCAUGCGAGCGCCUACGACAUAGAGCUCCUGGGCCUCCCGGAGCUCAGCAAAGACGAGAAGUACUUGCGGGAGUUUCUGAAUGCUGCAUGGUGGGCUAGUCUUGGCGACGCGGGUAUAGAGCAGGAGGAUGUCAAACCAGAGGACGAUCCCAUCAAAGAGUGCCGAUGGGACCAUGGCCAAGUAAUUCUUCGCUUCGGUACACCAGAAGCUGCAUCUUUGGCUCUUAGCCUUAAUGGUCUGCGGUGCAGAGGCUGCGAGCUGAGGUUCAGCAGGCCCAAAGGCUGCGCUACUCACAAGGCAUCCAAGCACCCACACCAGGUGCAGGUGGCGGAUCUGCGUGCCACCCUUGGUUUCCAAAAGGAGGCUUUCGCCAUGCUUCAGGGAUGGCAAGAAACCAUCUUCAAAGGCAGCAGUCCUGUGCAGGUCUUGGACACGUGGUCAAGCAUGCUGCCAGCCAGCCACUACGACAUAUUGGCCGUGGACAGGUCUGCCUCCAGCGAUGAGAUCCUUGCAGCUUUCCGACACCAGUGUUCACUGAACUGUGAGCGAGGGGAAUUGCGAAAGGCAUGUCGAAUACUGACAUGCGCCGAAACGAAAGUCCAAUACGAUCACGAACCCGAGCAGUUUGUGUGGGAUGCUCUUCGUGCAGCGAAGAACGAUCACUUCCAGCCAGCCUGCUUCGUGUUGCGCAACUUGGACCGCCUGCGCAAGGGGCUUGUGCGACGCAUCCAAGUGUUGCCGCGGCAAAGCUCGCACCUUCGGCGUGAGAAGAAGAUGAUCGUCAACAGAAGUCGUGGAGCCGACCUGUGCAUCGUGUCAUCAGAGCCACAAGCCAAGUAUUUACCAUCGGAAGUCUGGGUUGCGGGAGAACGAGUGCAACUGUCAGACGUGGAGGCGUUUGUACAUCGAGCAGGUGACGAGGCCGACGGAUUGCGGGCGACCCCUGACCGCACCAUCCUGACCGUGCCUAAGCCAUUGCUCGACAAGAUUCCCCACGGGGCAGAUAGGCAGAACCUCAUCGAAUCCGUCAAAAGCACCACAGGACUGACUUUGACCAUAGUGGAGGAUCGGAUGAUUCUGGCCGCCGGACAUGAGCGAGGGCCGCAGGGGCAGCAUCUUCUCGCCCAAGCCAUCGCCCUCCUGCAGUCCCAGGUGAUUUGGAGGGCGGCCGUGCAGUUCAAUCAUGGCACCUAUCAAGCCUGGGGUUAUGCGAUGUGGGCCGAGAAAAUUGGCAUCCAAGUUGUCCCCAACAGGGAGCCAGAUCGCGACGAAGCAUGGGAGGUGCUUGCAACGACUCAGCAAGAGCUGCAGCUUCCGUCGCAGGAUAGCUUUCCUCAAAUGGUCACUGUGAUCCUCAGUGCUUUGCAAGAGCGUGCCGAUGUCGGCAAAACGGUGAUCAAAGUCUUGACUUCGAAGGUGGUUGCCUUUGAAGUGAAGGAAGCCAACUUCGACAUGCGUGCAAAGGCGAUCUGCCUCAUGAUCCGGUUGUGGGCACGGAAAAGGCUUGCACACACCCUUGGGGACUUUGAACAGGAUGCUCUGUUCAAAACUCUUUGGAAGCUGCCGAUAAUGUUGGGGAACCCGCAGAUGCAGCAACUUCUACUUAUUAGUGGUCAAGUUCUUCAAGCGCUGCACCUGGCUUGGAUCGAGUUUCCGGACAAGAGUAGCUGGCUCCCGUGGAACAUGCUCCUGCCAGCAAUCGGCGACCAGAUCGGAGAGUUGCUAAAGCAGGCAGCCGAAUCAGAACAUGUUCAAAUGCGAUCGAAUUGGAGGCGCAAUGCCAGCAUCGCAGCCUUCAUCACGGAAUACAUUGCUUUCAACCAGUUUCGUGCCUGCGAGACCGGCAUCCAGGCAGUGUCCAGCAGAGCUUGGCGCUCUGCGCUCAAGCAGACGACCCCGGUUCCGGCCCAAAGCGCAAUGCCAAGUGCUACAGCUCAGCCAUCAGCAGCCGCACCCUCACCUCCCAAGCGAGAGAGAGAGCACACCGAUGACGAGAAGCCACAAAGCAAGGUGCCUCGAACGUUAAUCGAAGAGUUCGAGAGAAACGCGCAGGCCCAAGUUCCUCUGUCACAGUCGCGUCAGACGACUAAGCCUAAGCAACCCGAGCAACCAGUCAAACCGAAGCAAAAGGCAAUGCCGAAGGUUGGCCAGAAGAAUGCCGCAAAUGCAAAUACAAACAACAAGCCAGCAGGGAAAGCCACCGAGACGAUUGUGGUGAACCUGGACAUGCAUGAGGACACAACCCCUCAGAAGUCCACGAUCACGUCUGCACCUGCAGACCGUGCCAAAGCCACAAGCACGUCUCCCUCUGCAAAGCCAGCGAGUUUGUUGGCAUCUAUGCGGCAAUUCGAGAAAUGGUUAAAUGGCUUCGAUGACGGAAAAGGCAAAUUCGCCGAUCUCUACUUGCAGAAGCUGCAGGAGCAGUUUAAUGACAUGGAGGAGUUCAAGGAAUGUGCGCAGGAGUUGUGCAACUGGCAGGAGCAGAAGCUGCAAUUGAGCCACGUGGAGACAGAGUUCUGGACUGCGCUCGACAUAAAAACUAUGGGCCACAAGGUCCCGAAUAAACCCUCGAGCCUCCACUUUGUGAAGGCUGCGGAGUUGCUGUCCUUGUGCUGUCCGAGUCCGGGUGCUGAGGGUGCCCAGGACGAGCCCUGCAAAUUCCGCUUGUCCCAAGCCUUCUUUGUGAACGGCACGACCGCAAAUCCUCUCGAAGUGCUGUGGAGCUUCCUGUUGGAUGCCCAGCUGGAUCCCAGAAGGUCAAGCUGGACGGUCUUGGCUGGCUACUUCUGCCACACCGCCUCGGCUUUGUACCAUCGAUGCCCAGACCAGGUCCUCGAGUACUUGCGCCACCGCGGGCCAGAUCAGGUGCUGGAGUGCUUUCUUCGGUUCCUGGGAACGAGGUGCAUAGCAGAGCUUUUUGCCACGCUGCUGUGCGCCCCAGACCCAGAGCAUGGCCUCUUCGAAGUGGACGGGCUGAUCCUGCGCCUGGUCGAGCAUUUGUCAGGUGAUGCUCCUCCUAGCGAAGACCCGAACGAGAACGUUUCCCUCGUCCUCAAGACGUUGAUAAGCCAGGCAUGUGCCAAGAAGCUUUACUUCGCCUCGGCGGUUGUUGAUCAGAUGUCUUCGCCCAUCGUGGUGGAGCGGCUUGUGAGCAAGGCAUGCGCGGAGUCUGAUGAGCUGGCUUCUAUGGCGAAAGCUGCAGCAUCCGUUCUGGUCGGAGCAGUCUCGCAGAUUCUUCAUGUCACGCCCAACCCAGCGCUGGCCAGCCGUGGACCGAACUUGCUGCAACCCUUCGAGGAGGAGGAGAGCCACGGACAAGAGACCGAGGCCGAUGGUGAUGACUCACGGCGUGCUGCCGGCACUGCCCUUGUCCAGCACAUUUGCCAGCACUUGCCUGCCCUUUGCGACAGUUUUCUGGGAGCUUCGAAGGAAGAGGACGAGGGCCCGCCCAGUGCCCAGCAGCAUCUUCUUGACGGACAACGUCUUCGAGAAGCCAUCGUACUCCUGCUUGAGGCAGCGGAGAGCGACCUGUGCAACGAGGACUUGUGGAACCAGCUCUUGCAGCUGGCCACGGGGUCGAAGCUGCUGGAGGACACGCUGAGCGCGCAUCUUGCUCUCCGAGACGGUAGCAGCAGCGAGAGUGCGGAGGUGUUGGGAAAGAGCCAGCUCAUCGCCGAUCUUCGCCGUGCUCGCGCAGCCCACGAAGCCGAAACUAGCAGGCUUUGCCAGACAACGCAGAGAUCGUUGAAAGUCGCGGAUGGGCCGGCGGCUGUCGAAGCCAUGUCGCUGCUAGUAGAGCUCGCUCGUCUACAAGACUCCGAGGUGCUUCAGGCCUUUGUGGAAGAGCUGGUCCUGCCGCGGAGCCUGCGCCGCCUCUUCGACCGGUCUUGGGGCGCAGUGAUGCUUAACGCCGUCACAGCCUUGUGCGUGGAAAUCCUCCGAUGCCCCGAGCCGAAGGGCAAAGAGGCCGCCCUAUCCUUGCUGGAGGAAGGCCACCUGCUGGAUCGUGUGGCCGGCGUCCUUCGGAGGCAAUCCGAAGUUCGAGAGGCCUUGUCGCAUCGGCAAGAUCACAAAGGUGAGCUUUCCAUGCCUCAGCUUGCUGCACCACUGCGCAAGAUCUGUGCAGAAUUACGCGAAGCAUGCAGCAGAUGGCCGGAGGUGCACAUGGGCCUCUUCAAUCUGGACGCCUGGACGGAGGUCAUCCUCCCGGAUUUAGAGGAGUUUGCGCAGCUGGAGGAGGAGCCACUGGGUGGCUUCGACAAGCUUGUGAACGUUGGAUCCGUGGCCAUUCCUGGUGAGGUGGAGUUCACCCCUGAGGACCUCCGUGACAUCGAUGAAGAUUUCGACACGGAGUGUUUGCUAAACCUGGCGGGUGAGCAGAUGCUCCAGCGACAGGCCCAGGUUGCAGCACAGAAAGCUGGCGGGAACGAAGUUGAGGGAACGCACGAGACAGCUCCUGUAGAGUUGCCAAAUGUUCCCGACGAGGAGCCUGGGCCCGUGGGCAAUCUCGAGCCAGGUGCAGGAGACGCUGAGUGGGUGUAG
Symbiodinium necroappetens is the source of this 4557-nucleotide messenger RNA. The record is from the annotation of a GenBank genome assembly. NCBI's taxonomy places the organism in Eukaryota, Dinophyceae, Suessiales, Symbiodiniaceae.